This is a messenger RNA of Sitodiplosis mosellana (orange wheat blossom midge), 4312 nucleotides long. Its product is annotated as proton-coupled zinc antiporter SLC30A2-like. The transcript is spliced from 10 exons. The record is from RefSeq and is a predicted model, not a curated record. Gene Ontology annotation, molecular function: zinc ion transmembrane transporter activity. Lineage: Eukaryota; Metazoa; Arthropoda; Insecta; Diptera; Cecidomyiidae. Gene Ontology annotation, cellular component: plasma membrane. Gene Ontology annotation, biological process: response to zinc ion; zinc ion transmembrane transport. The coding region runs from base 1536 to 3431 and encodes 631 amino acids.
UUUUUUUUCUUCUUUAUCGAAACCGUUUUGCCGAAGCACAUAAAUGUCACAACAAAAUACGCACACCAUUGCCAUUUUCAUUUCACGGAUGGUUGAAUAAAGCCCAUCGAAAUUGCAAAAAAAAUUGUUAAAGCCGUUCUACCCAUUUCAAAUGUAGAUACACAGACAUACACACAAGCAAAAACACACGAACACAACGGCACAUCUACAAUUUAGAUCCAUACGGUUCGCUCUUGCUCUCGUCGCGUGUGUCACUUCUAAUUCACUGGAUUUUACAUCCAAAGUUUCGCCUAGAUAGUUCUUUUGUUGCCUUUAGCUUUCUUUUGCCAGCCGUCUUUUAAAACUCUCGCUCUCCGUGUGUAAAAUGUACGAAUAGCAGCAGAAGCAACAAAAUCGUCGAUUCUAACUGGUUCAUUAGUUUUUUUUUCUAUUCACCUUUUACAAAACGAAAUGAGACUGUUUUGUUUUAAAGAGAUGUUGUAUUUGGUUGUUGUUGCUGGUAGUGUAGCUUAUCAGUGUUUCAAUGAGUGUACUGUAUACGGUCGACAUUUGGUUCUAUAUCGUUUGUGAUAACAACAACAACAGCAACAGCAGAAGUAGCAACGACAAAAAAGAAAACACACACAAAUUUCACUUCAGCUUUCCUGUUUUUUUUUCGUUUCUUAUUCAUUCCGAACUGCUUCAUUUCGCCAUUAUUUUAUCGGAUAUAAUCAAAACGUGUGUGCGUCUUUUUUUUUCUCUCGUCUUCAUCGAAUGCCAAUUUCUAUUUAAUUUGCUGUUUUGUGAGACGGUGCAAAGUAAAUGGGUUUGAUAUUCUCAUAGCUUUCGAAACAACAGAAGAAAAAAAAUCAUUAGAUGAAAGAAGUUGAAUGAUAAAAAUGAGUAUUGGAGGUUUGCAUAGCAUUUUGUGUUACAAUAAAGUAAAGUAAAGUGAAGCGAAGUGAAGUAGUUUUGUUUUUUUACGGGUAAUCGAUCUUUGUGCAUAUUUCAAUUAAAUGAUGUGAUCUAUUGAAAGCAGUGUAGAAAUUGUGCGAAAUAAAGCAAAACGAUAGUUACGUUUUGUGUUGUCAAUGUGACGGAAGACAGGCGGAGAAGGAGAGAGAGAGAGAGUAAAUAAAACAAUUUAAACCACAUUUUACAUCCAGAUAUUUUGAUUAAAAGGGUAAAAUCAAUUCAUUAGUCGAAAUAAAAAAAAAAUACCGGUAAACAGUGUACGGACUAAACGAAACGAGUGUGCAGCGAAUUAUGUACCUCGCCGUUCAGUUAGGUCGAUUAAUGUGAUAAACAAAACAGCAAUCGAAACGCCAGAAAAGGAAAUAAAAAAGCACGCGCGCGAUUGAUUGAAUGUUUUUCAAAGUGCAUUCGUUUGGAAUCCCAUGAUAGUCCUGCCGAUUAUUCGACGGAUCCGUGCUAUUUUUGUCGAUGAUUCAGUUCCGCUUAUUUUUCGAUUUGGCAGUUAAUAAUUUUGAUUGUUUUCACAAUCACACCACACUACCAUAUCCAUAUCCAAUUUUUUCGUGCGGUGCACAGUGCACAUGGUAAAUGUAAUGGCCGAUAAUGUCGACGAAGAUGUUUGUAGUUACAUUGGAAAAUCAAAUUCAUCCAAUAGUCUAAAACAAAUCGAUUUAACACAACUGAAUCAACAGCAGCAACAGCAACAACUACAACAUCACCAGCACAACCAUCAACACCACCACCAUCACCAUCACCACCAGCAACAGCAACAACAGCAGCAACAUGACGAUGCCGAGCAUAUCAACAAUGCCAUUUCAAUUACAUCCGAUAAGGAUGAUUCACCUUGUCUUUUGGCAACCAACCCAUCAAAGGGUACUUCGCAUCGGAACGACGCGCAAAACAAAAAGGAGAAACGGCAAUUAAUUAUUGCGACAACGUUAUGCUUCUUCUUUAUGUUUGCUGAAAUUCUGGGCGGCUACUUGGCAGGAAGUUUGGCCAUUAUGUCCGACGCUGCCCACCUACUAUCCGAUUGCAUAAGCUUCAUUGUCGCAUUAUUGGCCAUUGUUUGGGCAAAAAAAACACCAACUAAUUACAUGACAUUCGGCUAUAAGCGAGUUGAGGUUUUGGGCGCAAUUCUAUCGAUAUUCGGUAUAUGGCUGUUGACAACAUUCCUAUUUUAUUUUGCUGUGAAUCGAUUAAUGUACCAAGAUUUCGAUAUCGAUGCGGACACAAUGAUGAUUGUUUCCGCUGUUGGAAUCGUAAUAAAUAUCAUAAUGGCCUUGAUAUUGCAUGGAGAAGGGUUGUGUUGUUUUAAACAAGUACGCCAUCAUCAUCAUCACAAUUGCCAUUCGCAUUCGCCAAAGCACAAUCAAACGUAUCACAAUAAUAAUAAAACGAAAUUCGAAUAUCGGCCGUUGAUAGACGAAGCGACCGAAAAACGUGGUGCCAAUUUAUGGAGUUCCAUUCCUGUAUCAAUUUCAAGUUCAAAGCGAGUCGAUCGCCGUGAUAGAAUAUGUUCGUCUCGUUCACCGAACCAUAGUCGAUCGAAUUCACUGAGUCGAUCGUAUGCGUUUACCAAUGGCCAUUGCAGCGGAAGCGAUAUGAUACGACGCAGUAGUCAUACAAUGAGUUCCGUAUCGAGCACAGCCGGAACUAAAAUCAAAGACAUAAUCGAUGUGCAAAGCAAUGAUUGCAUUGAUGUCGACCUAACCGAUGAGAAAUUACCAGUGAAUUGUUCCAAUGAGACGAUCGGUGUAGGUGGUUGUGUUUCAAACGGUUCGGCCAUUUGUCCGAUUCAUCACUACGUACAUCGUGAUAGUUCUGAGCAUACGCCAAUCACAAGCAGUGACAGCGAAGAUUUACACGACCAUCGUUCAAACCAUCGCAAUGGUUUUGUUAAUCAUUUGCAUUGCAAUCAAUCGCGUCACUCACACGAUUUUUCAUCGAAAAAUAUCAACAUUCAGGCGGCUGUGAUACAUGUCAUUGGUGAUUUCAUUCAAAGUAUUGGUGUUUUUAUAUCAGCAGUAAUCAUAAAGAAUUAUCCAAAUGCUAAAAUAGCAGACCCACUAUGUACCUUCGUAUUUUCAAUUAUCGUCAUGAUGACCACGUGUACCAUUAUGAAAGAAUCGAUUGCCAUCAUUUUGGAAGCAGUACCGAACAGCGUCAGCACCGAACGGCUAAAGGACGACCUAAAAAGCAUUGAUGGCGUGAGGUCCGUUCAUAGUUUGAAUGUUUGGUGUCUAACAGUUGGCUGGCAUGUUUUGUCUGUGCACAUAAUCAUUGAUCCAUUCGUUAAGUCAUCGGAUGUGCUGUAUAUCGCAACAACAAUCGCACAAAAAGGCUACAAUAUCAAACAGUGUACCAUCCAGAUUGAAAAGUAUGACCGUGAAAUCGAAUGUGAUGAAGCUGUUGGCAUUACAAAUCAAAAGUCAAUUGUUUCCGAAAACGAGAACUCAAUUAUCAAUAUUUUAGCAUAGAAUGAAAAUUACCGCGUGAUUUUUUUUGUUAUUUGUGAAUGCGGUCAAUAAAUACUUAAAAUUGAUAAGUAAAAGAUAAAAAUAUAAAUGUGCAACCCGGACAAAAAAUAAGAUGAACAAAAAUAACUGAUUGUGUCGUUUAAUAAAAAAAAGAAAUAUAGUAAAAACCAGUUUGAAAUUGGAAUGGACCCCAUUCAACCUGUAAAUAGAAAUAAAAACAAACAGAAAAAAAAACGAACAAAAUGAAACGGAAUAGACGAAAUUUUUGCAAAUUAGCCGGUUUUUUCACUUUAAUAUAAUAAAUUAAAUGUUAUUAUACAGCAAGAGAAAGAGAACAAGAACAAACACAUAAACAAGUAUUGUAAUUUUAAUUCAAGUCAUGUAGGUUUACGACCUCUUGAAGAGAUUUACUGUGUUCAUGUUGAAUUUUUUUCUUUGAUAGAUUUGUCUUUUCCUCGAGGUUUUAGCUUCAAUCAAAAUCAAAUUCGAGUUUGUUUUUGAGAAUAGCCUGUUCAAACGGUAUCCACUCGAUCAACACUUUUGUGUUUGAAAAGAAAAAUUUGAACAUGAAUAUUCCAAUUUAGAUUGUUUUAAAAAUAAUACUGGAGUGCAAUAAUGAUACAUAUUUAGUUAUAUUCGGUGAUAUUUGAUGAAAUCAAUUAGUUUUCAAUUUCAAACAGCCAAUUUUUGGCUAAAAUGCAUACAGAGCAACCAAAUAAGAUCAAAAAACUGCGCAAAUAUCUUAAUCUGUACUAGACAGUGCUUAAUGUUUUCUUUUCUCCUCUUCGAUUUGAUUUAGAUGUAAAAAUGAAACUUUGUUAACUUGAGAGAAAAAAAAGAGCAAACUUUUAAUAAAUUCAUUGUGUUGUCUUUUGCGAAAA